This is a messenger RNA of Schistocerca nitens (vagrant locust), 467 nucleotides long. RefSeq lists its product as uncharacterized. The record is from RefSeq and is a predicted model, not a curated record. The transcript has 4 exons. NCBI's taxonomy places the organism in Eukaryota, Metazoa, Arthropoda, Insecta, Orthoptera, Acrididae. The coding region runs from base 152 to 460 and encodes 102 amino acids.
CACAGCAGCAGAUGACUAGAGUUUAGCAGUUCGUGUCAUGCGUUUGUACGGUAUUAUGUUGCGUUUUGUGCGUAAUAUGUAAGUGAUUUGAUGGUGGAGACAGGAAAUCACGGAAAGACGCAUAUUGAGUGUGUGGAUUGGGAGAGCACUCAUGGACUCCAAGGGAACUAGUUGGCUGAAAAAAGAGAAGAAUGAAGUAUAUGCUGAACCAGGCUCCUUGGUUCAGUUGCACACAUCUACCAUGAAAGUAAAAGAAGAAUUGGAUGAGCAAGUGAACCAACAGUUUCUUCAAGAUCCACCAAGGAUUGUAAUGCCUAGUCUUCAAUUAAAGCAAGACCUAGAACUGAAACGGGAUUUAGAUGGCAUUGAGCAUGAUGUAAGUUUUCACAUCGGUGAUGCAUUGUGCAUGAAGUACUGUAUGAAUAUCAUGAAAUGCAUUGGGUGCAGUAAAUUCCAGUGAUCAUAAA